AUGAAUCAAAAUAUUGAAGUGAUUGAAGAUUACUACGAUUUUCAUCAUACAUAUCUAAAAGCAUUAAUCAAUUCCAUUUCAGUAGAUAUGAUUAAGGAACCCUUUAUUGGAGUAUUAUCAAAAAAUGUUCAGGAUGAUGGGAGUAUGCAAAAGGUUUUUCCUAGACAUUAUAAUAAUGUUCAAAAAGCUGAAAUUCAGUAUCGUGUACAAAAAAAAGCAGAAUAUGGUAGGCUUAUGGGUAAUUUUAAGAAGGCAUUAAACUAUUCAAUGAAGGAUGAUGAUCAAAAGGUUUUAAACGAACUUAUUUUGUCUUAUAUCUCUGAAAAAGAGAAAAAACGUAAAGCUGAAAGUCAAAUAACAGUUAUUUAA
This is a messenger RNA of Racocetra fulgida, 369 nucleotides long. NCBI's taxonomy places the organism in Eukaryota, Fungi, Glomeromycota, Glomeromycetes, Diversisporales, Gigasporaceae. The record is from the annotation of a GenBank genome assembly.